AUGAUCGCUAGAUCUAGUUGUCCGAAUUUAGAAAGUAUAUAUGUUAGUAAUGAUGAUAUAGAUAACGAAGAGGAUAUAGAUGAAGAAUUGGACAUAAAUAAUGAAGAAAAGGAUAUAAAUAAGAAUGUUAAUGAUAAAAAAAAUAUAAAUAAGGAUAUUAGUAAUGGAAGGUCUAAUGAAUCCAAAGUUAGAUCAGAAGAAAUUUUUACAGAAGAUCCUCUCUAUAAGCUUUUUCAAAAAGUUUUUGUAAACGAUUCCUGCAAUUGUGCGCCACCAAUCAAAAAACCUUACUACUUAGCUAGCAUAUUUCCUAUU
Racocetra persica is the source of this 315-nucleotide messenger RNA. The record is from the annotation of a GenBank genome assembly. Lineage: Eukaryota; Fungi; Glomeromycota; Glomeromycetes; Diversisporales; Gigasporaceae.